GCCGCCGUCCCGGGCGGGAAGGAUUGAUGAGGCCGAGAGCGGCCGCGCCGCCGCCGCCAUGCAGCCGCCGCCGAGGAAGGUGAAAAUUACUCAAGAGCUGAAACUCAUUCAGGCCGAGCAGAUGACAAAACUUCAAGCUAAGCAUCAGGCAGAAUGCGACUUACUUGAAGACAUGAGGACAUUCAGUCAGAAGAAAGCAGCAAUUGAGAGAGAAUAUGCACAGGGGAUGCAGAAAUUGGCUAGCCAGUACUUAAAGAAAGAAUGGCCUGGUGUGAAGGCAGAUGAGCGAAAUGAUUUUAGGAGCCUGCAUCCUGUGUGGAAAUCAUUUCUCGAAAGCACAGUGCAAGUGGCUCAGUCCAGACUCAGUAUCUGCGAAAACUAUAAAAAUCUAAUUUCGGAGCCUGCCAGGGCAGUAAAGUGCUUUAAAGAACAGCAGCUGAAAAAGUGUGUGGACCAUCUGAUCAGGAUCCAGACUGAACUUCAAGAGACUGUCAAAGAUUUAGCUAAGGGCAAGAAGAAGUACUUCGAAACGGAGCAGAUGGCUCACGCUGUCCGUGAAAAGGCCGAUAUCGAGGCCAAGUCUAAACUUAGUCUUUUUCAAUCGAGGAUAAGCUUACAGAAAGCAAGUGUAAAGUUAAAAGCACGCAGGUCUGAGUGUAAUUCUAAGGCUACUCAUGCGAGGAAUGAGUAUCUUCUCACAUUAGCAGCUGCAAAUGCACAUCAAGAUCGUUACUAUCAAACAGACUUGGUAAACAUUAUAAAGGCUCUUGAUGGGAAUGUAUAUGAUCAUCUUAAGGAUUAUUUAAUGGUAUUCAGCAGGACUGAAUUAGAAAUUUGCCAAUCUGUACAAAGCACAUUCCAGUUUCUUUUGGAGACUUCAAGCCGGGUAGUGCGAGAUUACAAUUUUCAGCUGUUCUUACAAGAAAAUUCUGUGUUUCAUAAGCCACAGUCGUUCCAGUUCCAGCCCUGUGACAGUGACACCAGUCGGCAACUGGAAUCUGAGACGGGGACAACUGAAGAGCACAGCUUGAACAAGGAAGCCAGAAAGUGGGCUACCCGCGUAGCACGCGAGCACAAAAACAUCGUCCACAGUCAGCGGACUCUGGAUGAGCUGGAAUGCCACGGGCCAGUGGCGACCGAACAGAGCCGAGCAGAGCUAGAGCAGAAGAUAGACGAAACCAGGGAGAACAUUCGCAAAGCCGAGAUCAUAAAGUUGAAAGCAGAAGCUCGCCUUGACCUCCUGAAGCAGAUUGGGGUUUCGGUGGAUAUGUGGCUGAAAAGUGCAAUGAACCAAGUGAUGGAGGAACUGGAGAACGAGCGGUGGGCCAACCUCCCAGCCCUGGCCAAUAACGGCUCCUCACACUUGCUAAAUGUUGACCUAGAAAGGGAAGAAGGAGAAGAGGUGGAAGACGGCAUGGAUGCUUUUGAUGACAGCAACUCCAGUCCUUCUGGCACACUCCGAAAUUACCCGUUGACCUGCAAAGUCGUUUAUUCAUACAAGGCUUCGCAGCCAGAUGAAUUAACCAUUGAGGAACACGAGGUUUUGGAAGUGAUCGAAGAUGGAGAUAUGGAAGACUGGGUAAAGGCCCGAAAUAAGUCAGGCCACGUUGGCUACGUCCCAGAGAAAUAUUUGCAGUUCCCGACCUCCAGCAGCCUCUUGAGCAUGUUGCAGUCCCUGGCCGCGUUGGACAGCCGGUCUCAUACUUCCAGCAAUUCAACCGAAGCUGAGCUAGUCUCAGGAAGCCUUAAUGGUGACUCCAGUGUCUGUUUUGUAAAAGCACUUUACGAUUACGAGGGCCAGACCGACGACGAGCUCUCCUUUCCCGAGGGAGCGAUAAUCCGCAUCCUGAACAAAGAAAACCAGGACGACGAUGGUUUCUGGGAAGGAGAAUUCAAUGGCCACGUGGGGGUUUUCCCUUCUGUCCUGGUGGAAGAACUGACAGCUUCUGAAAAUGGAGAGGUUCCUCAUAGCGCCGAAGUCCAGGUCUUUCCGUCUCCGAAGCCCCAGAACUCCCUGGCGCCGCUGCCCCUCUACGACCAGCCCCCGACCAGCCCUUUCCCGAGUCCCGACAAAAGAGGAGCGCAGGGCUUCCCACGGUCUCCGUCAGCCAACGUUUCAGAAAACAACUUCGCUUCAAACUCCCCUGGAUUUUCCCAGCCGCCACGACCUCUUCCAGACAGCACUUCGUACGGAAAACUGAGGCCUGUGCGGGCCGCUCCACCACCACCCACCCAACAUCGUAGGCCCCCCGAGAAGAUUGAAGAUGUGGAGAUCACCUUGGUGUGACCGGAGGGAGGAGCCGCCCCACAGUGCUAGAACCCAGGCCAAAUGCUGGUGGUGCUUCGUUCACUGCCCUCGUAAGGCACGUUUGUUUGACGGAGGAGACUUCUUAAAAGAUCGAGGAGAAACAGGGAGAUCUUCCAGGAACACUUGACGUGUUGGUAGAUGCUUCUUCCUGUGGUCGUGGAUAUUUUGUGCCUUUUUUAUUUGCUGUUGUUUGGUUCCACUUUAUAGAUCCACCCUCGUAGCACAAAGCAAGCAGCCAUGCCUUUUCAGCUGGAUGUCAGCUAAUUCUCUCUUUUAAGGGUGCGCCAAAGCAUCUUCCUCCCUGCUGCAGGUGGCCAGUCUGCAAAUUACUGCCGUAUGGUGAUGACACCUAUUGGGGAAAGUGGCCUCACCCCAUCACGGUCUGAUUCAUCCUUCCCCUACCUGGUGACUUCCAGCUGUGGUAGAGCCACGAUUCUCAUCACUACUGCUCAGCGAGCCCACUGGCCUUGUGGGCUGGGGUUGCAGUUUGAACAUCCGGAAGCCACCCUGUUUAGACCAGCGAGUUUCCUUCCUCGGCCCAGAGCAUGUUUCCUUGGCACUUGAGGAGGAAAGAUCGGUAUUACAGUUUGCAGCGGUAACCGCGAAUCACAAGAGGAGUGCUUUUCUGCAUAGGGAGUGUAAUCUGUAGACCAGCUCCAGAUCAUGGCGUAUAUAUACCAUGUGCAUUAGUGCAGAGUAUUACUGUUGUCAUAGGAAUGUAUUGAGAUCUUUUUUUUCCCAACCUCUUCAAGUAGCAUCACGUAUACGAUCAGAACAUACGGAACUGAAAAGGCAGCACAAGUGUGUCGGUUUAGGAAGAGGCUGGCCCCUCUUUUUUUUUUUUUCUCCCCUUUCCUCCCCACACCUUGAGAUGGAAAAAAGAAAAAAGUUCUACAAAAGCAGGGCGGAUCUUAAGGGAGUUAACUAUGGGGCGUGUCCCUCUUCCAGAACGGGCAGUGAAACCUAAUCAUUAUGUUCCCUUCGUACUGAUAUUUAUGGAGUGGAUUAUCUACUGCACAAGUGCUGAAUUCGUAGCAACGUGUUUUCUUAGGAGGAAAUUGAAUAAGAAGGAUUUUCAUUGUAGUGCUGGAAAUAGCCAUUCAUUUCCUUUUGAAACCUUCCUUCCUUCCUUCCUUCUUCCCUGCCUCCCCUCCCCUCCCCUAACUUUAGUUUUCUUUCUUUUACUUUAUCUAACUUCCCCUCCAACCAUCCUUCCUUCUUCCCUCCCUCCCUCCUUCAACUUUGCUCACUUCUCCUAUUAUUGCUGUGUAGUUUAUUCUCUGACAUUCGCAACGUGUCUUAGACAUUGGAACUUCCAGUUAGAGUUCAAGAAGCUGAAUGUUUAGCAUACUGAUCGGUGGCCUCCAACGUUGGGUAGCUCUAGUACCCAUCCCUGUGUGACCCUCAUGGCCACCUCAGACCCAGGGAAUUAAAGCUGGAGAUGGCCGUCAAUUUGUUUUCUCUCAUGCGCUCUGGCACGCACAGAGCUUUGAAAACUCUUCAGCGGAGCCAUUGCUCCCAGUCAUAUCUACAUUGGUUUUGCCAGGUUCAACCUCAACUCUCUUCCAACAGAGUUUUGCAGGACUUUUUGCGAAGCGCGGAUGAAAUGGACAAUCUCUCUUGGGCAGGGAGGCAAGGAAGGGAAAGGGAGUUGUUAUCCCAUCAGCUGGGGGGGGCUCCAUCUUACCACUGUCAAACUGCCGUGGGUCCCCCUCCUGGGGUCGAACCUUGCCAAGGUUGCUCUGCCAUUCUUAAUAGCUUUCUUAGUCAACUUUCAGGGCGAAUGUCACAAGGCAACUUUUAAAACUCUGUUUUUUCUGAGCAGACCACAUUGGUUUUGAAUAAAGGUGAGGUGGUUUUGUCAUUAAGCCUGAGUUAAAGUGAAACAAGACAAAGGGUUGGGAAGAAAUGUAUUUUGCAUUUGGAUCUCUGAGCAGCAAGGUUCAUAUAGGGAAAACUGGUUGGGGUGGGGGGCGGAGGAGGACAUUACAAAAAGGGUAUUGACAGUUUUGAACUUUGGUGCUGGAGAAGAUUCCUGAGAAGACAGUGGACAGCCAAGAAAACAAACAAACAAACAGGUCCAUCCAGAGUUCUCAUUCAAGUCACCAAUGACCAGGCUCAGAUGAUCAUAUUUUGGGCACACCAUGAGAAGACCCAGCUCUCUGGAGAAGUCUAGAAUGCUGGGAAAGGUGGAAGGAAAAAGAAAAAGGGGACGACGUGGAUGGACUCGGUUCUGGUGGCAAUAGGUGCACCAUUGGAAGACCUGAAGGACCAGGUUGGGGACAGGUCCUCCUGGAGCAAAUCAAUGUGGCCACUAGGAGUCAACACUGACUUGACAGCCCAUAAUCCGUCCCAAGUACUUCCCUGCUAAAGGGAUAGAAUGUAUAAACUCACCUGCACAAUGUGUUUAGAGUUCUACCGUAAGUAAGAUUAAACAAGCUCUUGUGUGUCCAUUUCCCCCCCAAUUCCUUGGCUUCAUUUUGUGAAAUCAUUUGAGAAGAGCUUCAUCUUAAACUUUGCACAGAUAAUCUUGGCUGGGUCUAUCCAGAAGACUCCUCUUUCUCUUUCUUCCUUCCCCUUCCUUCCUUCCUUCCUUCCUUCCUUCCUUCCUUCCUUCCUUCCUUCCUUCUUUCUUUCUUUCUUUCUUUCUUUCUUUCUUUCUUUCUUUCUUUCUUUCUUUCUUUCUUUCUUUCUUUCUACAUUUGGCCUACACAAAGGAGGAGCAGAUUGAAACAUAACCAAUUUGUCUGCAGCAGGUGCCAGUAUCUGGUAGAUCCCCUUAAAGGUUUUGGGGUUGUGGGGGCAUGCAUUUUUUGUGCUUUUGAUCUGUUGAGGUCUUUAAGUGUUUAUUAGACUUAUUCUUAAAGUUUUUUUAUUCGGUUUUUUAAGAAAAACUUUACUGCAAACAUUUUUAAAUGUUUCAUGAAAAACAGAAGUGCGUUGCCAAUAAUAUUCCCAUGUUCCUAUUAGUUGGCCAGUUUUUCUGCAUUUUGGGGGGGGUUGGUUUGGUUUUUGUUGUUGCUGUUACUCAGAUUCCCCAAAUUCAGAAAAGUGUUAUUUAAAUAAAAGUUCCUUAGUUAUAUUUUAAAAAUAUUUUCUGUAAGAGCUGCUAAUUUUUAUUUUUAAAAAAGUUGUAAAAUAUGCCUCCUUUUUAAACUUCAUACAGGGCAUGCAAUCAAAUAUAUCAUCCAUGUACAGUGUCAAUAAACUGGAAGCAGCCCCCAAAUGCUUUCUUUAUAUUGGCUGUGUAACUUUGUAUUUAUUAUGUAUAAAAUGUUGAAUAAUAAAAAGUGGCUUUAAAUCA
This is a messenger RNA of Candoia aspera, 5612 nucleotides long. It is a transcript of the gene FCHSD2, whose product is annotated as FCH and double SH3 domains 2. Lineage: Eukaryota; Metazoa; Chordata; Lepidosauria; Squamata; Candoiidae. Gene Ontology annotation, molecular function: protein binding. The transcript has 20 exons. Gene Ontology annotation, cellular component: neuromuscular junction; recycling endosome. Gene Ontology annotation, biological process: regulation of actin filament polymerization; neuromuscular synaptic transmission. The record is from RefSeq and is a predicted model, not a curated record. Bases 59 to 2287 code for a protein of 742 amino acids.